Oryzias latipes (Japanese medaka) is the source of this 4464-nucleotide messenger RNA. It is a transcript of the gene drd4b, whose product is annotated as dopamine receptor D4b. Gene Ontology annotation, biological process: regulation of dopamine secretion; negative regulation of cytosolic calcium ion concentration; negative regulation of synaptic transmission, glutamatergic. Lineage: Eukaryota; Metazoa; Chordata; Actinopteri; Beloniformes; Adrianichthyidae. Gene Ontology annotation, molecular function: G protein-coupled receptor activity; dopamine neurotransmitter receptor activity, coupled via Gi/Go. The record is from RefSeq and is a predicted model, not a curated record. Gene Ontology annotation, cellular component: plasma membrane.
CCUCUGUAACCAUGAACUUCACUUUUGAUCUUUCCCUUUCUCUGUUGCUCCUCAGGAACGUCUAGAUGCAUUUGGAAGAGACUGACCCACUGAACUUCAUCUUUUCUCCCUGAGCGUUUUCUCUCUUUCAACUGCACUUUCCAUACGUGUUUGAGAUUAUACUGACUCUGGAGACCCCGGCUUCGUCUCAGAGACCCUCCUCCGGUGAGGGCUGAAACAAACAAGCUAAGGAAGCUGGAGCAGCUUCUGCUGCAGGAGGAUUUAGGAAUGAAGCUUCCAGACAAAUUCAGGGCUUGGUGCUGAUGUGGUGUGAUGAAAGGACAGAAAACAGGGCAGCUGAACGAGAUCAAACAUCCUGUGUGAGAGAGGAACGUGACGCUGUGAGGAAACGGAGCUCUGUUUAUCUCAAUGAAGAAACUCUGAGAAGACCUUCUGUUUGAGCAGAAACCUGCUGUUCAUGAGUCCAGCUGCUGUGCAGAAACAUGGCUGGACAGGCUUCUCCGUGCCUUUCCAAGCUUCUGCAAGUUCUCCAGACUUUUCCAAGCUCUCCGGACAUCUCCAGGCUCCUCAAGGCUUCUCCAGAUUUCUCCAGGCUUCUCCAGACUAGGUGACUUUCGUUUUAAGAAGUUCUUGAGUCUAUUUUAAGCCUCGCAGCUCUUGUGGCUCGUGACGCAGGAAAUGACCUUAUUUGUAUUUUGGGGGAGUUUAAUUCCUCCAGCUUGAUAAGUGGGCCAAAGAACGCCCCCGCCCCCCCCAGCCUAGGUCUGAGUCGCAGACCUGGACUUUGCGCUCCUGAACCUGAUCAGCUGAGACGGUUCUCCCAUGCAGCCGGCAGGGCUGCAGUAAGAAGAUUUGCGGAUUUGUUCUUGCCUUCUGAUUCGCUGCAGCGCCUUCGGCUGCAGGCUGAGGAUGAGUUGCGCACUCUUCUUCCUGAGGUGCGUGACUUUUCUCGUCAAACAUGCUUGGAAGUGAGCCCGGCUCUGCGUAAAACCGGAGAAGCUUCGUGUGCGUGGCGCUCCUCAUAGGAUGCAGACCUCGCGCGCGCCGUUCCCGCGGACGCCGGGUCUUCUGGACACGGUUCAUAGAUGAGAAGUGUCCUGGAGAGACGCGCGCCCCCCCCUCCCGGGGACUAUGACGGAAAACCUGACCGGCUUAAACGCCACGCAGCCCGCGGAGGAGGCGCAGCGCAACUUCCCCGCGCUCAUCUUCGGGGUCCUGCUGGUGGGGGCCGUCAUCGGCGGGAACGUGCUCGUGUGCCUCAGCGUGUACGUGGAAAAGGCGCUGAAAACCACCACCAACUACUUCAUCGUGAGUCUGGCCUUUGCGGACCUGCUGCUGGCGCUGCUGGUUCUGCCGCUCUUCGUUUACGCAGAGUUCCAGGGGGGGGUGUGGACCUUAAGCAUGGCCAUGUGUGAUGGACUGAUGACCAUGGACGUGAUGCUGUGCACCGCAUCAAUCUUCAACCUCUGUGCCAUCAGCGUGGACAGGUUCAUCGCCGUCUCCAUCCCCCUGAACUACAACCGUAAACAUGUGGAUCAGCGGCAGCUGGUCCUGCUGUCCGCCACCUGGCUGCUGGCCUUGGCGGUGGCCUCUCCGGUCAUCUUUGGCAUCAACAACGUGCCAAACCGAGAUCCCGGCGAGUGCAAACUGGAAGACAACAACUACGUGGUGUACUCAUCCGUGUGCUCCUUCUUCAUCCCCUGCCCCAUCAUGGUCCUCCUCUACUUUGGGAUCUUCCGGGGCCUUCGCCACUGGGAGGAGACCCGCAAGGCCAAACUCCGCAGCAGCAUUGAGGCGUGCAGGAAGCUGCAGCACGCCGCCAUCGCCACCGCGCUCCCGCCGCUGGCGGGUACCAUUCCUGGCCCCCUCCCCAUGCCUCUUCCCAGGAUUAUCGAGAGGGAUCUGGCCCAGUCCAGGCUGGACGACACGGGGGACUACAUCCAGGAGUUUCCCUAUCCCCGGCAGUACAGAGAGAACUCUGUUCCCACGGUGACGUUCACCCAGCUGCAGAACAGCAGGAAGAGAGCCAAGAUCAACAACAGGGAGAGGAAGGCCAUGAGGGUGCUGCCCGUCGUCGUAGGCUGCUUCCUGUUCUGCUGGACGCCGUUCUUCGUGGUCCACACGAUGCGAGCCCUGUGUUUGACCUGCAACAUCCCCCCCGCUCUGAUGAGCACGGUCACCUGGCUGGGUUACGUCAACAGCGCCCUCAACCCCAUCAUCUACACCAUCUUUAACACAGAGUUCAAGAAAUUCUUCAAGAAGUGUUUCCGCAGCUGCUGCUGACAGCGGCACCGACUCCCCCAGGAUGAUCUGAUGGCGGUCGGGAAGGAUCGGGAGCUGCUUUGACCGGAUCCACCGCGUGUGACGGCUAGGUCCUGAUGCUGAGGGACCCCUCCCUUGAAAGUAUUGAAACUGGAGGAGCGCAGGAUCAAGACCUGCCCCACAGCUUUAAAGCAUCUCCACUUUCUCAUCGGCGGGUGGAGCUUUGGAUUUUCAAACUGAAAGGAGCUCCAAUCAUGAUGGUACCACCUCGGCUCUGAAGCAAGACCCUCAUGGACCGUGGAGCGAAGAGCUUUUACCUGAACUCUGUAAUGAGCAGCUUCAAAACCAAACAGGAAGGACCUCUCUAUGACCCUCCAUGGAGGGUCAUAGAGAGGAGUGGCUGCAUCUUAGGGGGGGGCGCAGGUGUGUGUUCCAGUUCCGCUCAGGCUCAUACGGCCACCUUAAGGGACAUCAUGAAAGUGGAACGUACCAUUGUUGUGCGCGUGGUAAGUGUUUCGUGAAUUACCCAUGAGGAUAAUGGAAGUUGCACACACGUAUGACGGACAGCUUUUGCUGUUGUAUGGUGUUAUUACGCCACCCUCUAGUUGUUAGUGAGGUGUACUGGCUCCUUAAUGACCGCACGCAAAUGCUGCACACGUAGGAUGUGCACGUGACAUGUAAGUGCACGUAGAACGCCUGCAGGACGUCCAAGGAAAGAAAACUCUAAUUUCAUCAUUUCUAACAGCAAGGAGCGUGCACGGCAACAGAGCGGCACUCACAGGUGUGUUUUUUACAGUCCUCUUGACUUGAUAUUUGGCACGGGUGACCUGCAUGUCCCGUACGGGUUUGACCAUUUUCCCCCGCAGCCAGCUCUGUAAGGGCAGUGGAAACUAAGGCUUAAGAGUUUCACUCCAGAAAAUGUCUCCACACACCUUAACGUGACUGAAAAGGUCCAAACUCAGACGUCCUUUGAACUCAGAACACAUUCGCCUUAGAGUUGUUUCACACGUUUGAGAUCAGACAAGUAAAAACCACAAACUCUCCCUCCUUCUUUUCACAUUCCAUCAUCCACCUUAGAAGAACGUAAACACUCACUAUCUCACUUUUGCACAAACAGUUUGCCUGACUGAAUGAAAUGUUUCCCAUGUUUUGUUCUGAAUGCACAACAUUCAGAACUAAUGUACAUUAGUUGUGUUGUGUACAUGCAUACAUGUUUGUAUGUGAACAUUUUUGCAGGUAUGUUUGUAACAUUUGAGUGUGUGUCUGGACAGGCCCCGCCCCUUCUAGAUUUGUAUCACAUAUGAAUCCUAAACUUAAUGAUAAUAAACAUCCAGCAACUUGUUGCUUUAUGCUGCUUCAUGCUUUUACCCCCCCUACAAAUAUAAUUAAUAUGAAUAAAGUUUAGUCUAAAUUACAAAAGGGGUUUAUUCAAAUAUACACCUUAUGUGUCAAAAGAUCCAGAACCAGAAACAGUUUUCACUGAAUAAACAAGUUUGUCUCCAUGCUGACGUCCAGCAGGAGUGGGAAAGUGGAAAAAUGUUUCCCCCUGAUGAAGACCGGGACAUGAGAUCCAACCUCCGGACUCACAGGGAAGAAGCUGAAAUCUGUGGAAAAGGUGGAUUCUUCUGACUGGUCCUUCUGCUCCUGAAGACUUCCAGGGCGAAUAUGCAGAGCCGGAGGUAAAACAACGUCCCCUAGUUGAAAUGAAAUGUCACUCAAAUGAUACCAGUGUGCUACCUGUAAACGUCUGAUUACUAUUGAUGUAUGAACGCUUCAUGUACAUUAAAGUGUUUUUUGUGAAUAAAGGUGUGUUUUUAAUGAAAACAAACGGGUUUCUUCUAUUAAAAUGUGUUUUUUAUGAAUGAAAGUGUGUUUUCAGCAAAUCAAAUAGUGCCUCCUCUUAAUUAAAGAAGAAUUCUGUGAGAGAAAGUCUGUUUCCGCUAAAUCAGUCCAUUUCCUGAGAUUGAAAGUCGGUUUACUGUAAAUUAAAUUGUGUUUUCUGUCAACAUUAAAAUGUGAAAAAAAUGUUACUUUAAAUGAAAACCAAAGUAUGCUUUCUGUUAAUUAAAGUUUGUUUCCUGUAUAAGUGUGGUGAACAUGUUUCCUGUAAAUAAAAAUGUUCUUUUUUAAAAACCAAAGAAUGUUUCAUGCAUAUCAAAUUGAUGUUUUGUUGAUGUUUGUUUCUUGAAAAUAAAAGUGUUA